Musca domestica (house fly) is the source of this 4039-nucleotide messenger RNA. Its product is annotated as oocyte zinc finger protein XlCOF6. Gene Ontology annotation, molecular function: DNA-binding transcription factor activity, RNA polymerase II-specific; RNA polymerase II transcription regulatory region sequence-specific DNA binding; zinc ion binding. NCBI's taxonomy places the organism in Eukaryota, Metazoa, Arthropoda, Insecta, Diptera, Muscidae. The coding region runs from base 1110 to 3494 and encodes 794 amino acids. The record is from RefSeq and is a predicted model, not a curated record. The transcript is spliced from 8 exons. Gene Ontology annotation, cellular component: nucleus. Gene Ontology annotation, biological process: regulation of transcription by RNA polymerase II.
GAAACUACAAGGUGCCAGGUUUUUUAACCCCUUUUUAAUGGGUGUAUAACUACUACAACAAUAACAAUAUCAUUGAGGAUAGUUGUAGUGCAGCCAAACACUUGUCACUUGUAUUUGACUUGCCUUGGCUGGCUGGCUGUUCGUUCGUCCUGUGUCGGUUGGCUGCAAUUGUGCAAAGCCCAUAGCAAAAAGGGAGGAAGAAGAAGAAGAAAGCUGCAAAUCAACAACAUCUAACAAAAUAAAAAAAGAAAUGUGAAGGUCGUCUGUUAACUAUUCCUUUGGCAAUGCGAGAGUGUGUGAGAGUUUGUGUGAGUGCGAGUUUGUGCAUGCGUGUGCUAAUUGUGUUGUUUUUGUUGCAAAUUCUAAUGUGUACUCAACCUAGUAACAUUUGUUUUGUUCGCUCCCUCAGGAGGAGUUGGGAGAUUGCUGAGUGAGACAUUUACUCUCACUCGUUAAAGAGGAACUUCUCUGAUAGGCUGGCUGGCUGGCUGCUUGGCUGACUGACAGGAGUCUGCCUGCCUGUUUCUGUUUGGCACAUAAACACAGCACAGAAAUUAGUUUGACCGAGCUAUUUAGGCCCCAAGAAAAACUGAAAAACUGUGUUACUGGACGACGAUUUAUGUUGGGAGAUGUCGUUUUCUUCUUCCUCCCUAUCAUCUUCGUGAAACGAUUUUAGAACAAACAUAAAAGCCGAUGUACGCAUAACAUAAUUUUGUUAGCCAGCCACCAGGCACGAGGAUAUCUGGCUGGUUGGCUUUGCUGAUAUAUAUUUUUUUUCAUCGUCUCUGAUGUUGGCUCGAUGGCACAGAAAAGAAGAAAAAAAAAAAACAACAACAGCAACAGCAACGAGAAGAACAAACAACUUUGAACAGUUUUAAUGAAAUAACGAUUUUUUGGGGAGAAAAUUUUAACAUCAGUUGCCAAUUGGAACUCGCAUAAGAAGGAUGUCAAAUUUGUGGGAGUGCUAGAGGAAAAUAUUUUUUUGGCUUGAUUGUGUGUAUGUACGGUUGAUUGGAUGUUUGGAAAAAAUAAAGAUAAAACACCAAGAGAAAAUAUACGAUUUUAAGGAAUUUUAAAAACCAAAAGCUUAGCAGGAAAAAACCAUCAUCAUGGAAACAUGUCGCACUUGUGCCAAGUGUGAUUUUGAUAAUACCACACAAUGGCUCGAUUUAUUCAAUGUCCAGCACUGGAAACCCGAAACAGAGCGUAUACACAUUGUCCUAAGUAGCUGGAAAAUUAAGAUAUCCUGCAACGAUGGUCUGCCCCAAAAAAUAUGUUCCGAUUGUUUUUCGAAAUUUUGCACAGUAGCCGAGUUUCGUUUACAGUGCCUAGAGGCUCAACAAAUCUUAAGCAAUAUAUUUGAUAAAAUCGAUACCCAGAGUAUGCACGAUGGGGAUGGAGGGGGAGGUGGAGCACAUGAAGCUGUUGUUUUCGAGAGCUUUGAACAACGGCACUCCAUUGAAGUGGAUAACAAGGAUGAUUUAACUACCACAAUAUCCCCAAAAAGUGUUACAAAUACUGCAUUAGAAUCGACAACAGCAACAACAGCACAAGCACCACCACCAGUCAUGGCAACCAUUGUUGUUACUCCAGUUACGCCAGGCAUGGAGAAGAAUUUACUCAAAACCUGCAGCAACAAUAAUAGUACUAGUAGUAGUAUUAGCAAUAAUAUUGUUCACACCGAGCCCUUGGACAACAUUUUACAUAUAGCCACGGAUGCUGGCAGCAACAACAACACCGAGGUUUCAUUUAGACCGUUAGCAAUAACAACAAAUACCAAUGACACUGCCGUUAUAAUAAACGAAAAUGAUAAAACCAAUUGCUGUCCCAACGACGACUUCUUAGACGAUACACAAAGCACUUCCAUAACGACUAACAACAGCUGCAACAACCAUGAAAUAAUUACCGAAGAUACCAACGAUUUAGACGAAAAUGAUCUCAUUGAAGAACUUAUCGACGAAUUAGAUGUUAUCGAUGACAGAGAGGGGGAUAUCGAUGGAAGCAUUAUUAUGAAUCAGCAGGAUCACAAUCAAAAUAAUAUCUAUGGCAAUGGAAUGGAACACCAGUUUUUGGUGGCAAAUGAUCACAACAAUGAAGGGCUGCAUAUAGAUGACGAGGUCGGGGAAGACAACGUUGAUUACAAUGCCGAUAAUUUAAAUAUAACCUUUGAAUGUAAAUACUGUUACAAAUGGAAGAAUAGCUCCAGUGAACAUUUCCAAACUCAGCGUGAGCUUUUGGCGCACAUUGCCGAAUUUCAUGGUUCGCAUAAUACACCAUACAAUUGUCCCUAUUGUGAGGAAUGUUUUAUGGAUGCCGCCUCACGUACGACACACUUAAAGGAGUCACAUAGCCAGAAACUACAUUCGUGUACUGUGUGUGGCAAAAAAUAUGCCGAUAAAUUUAAUUUACGCAAUCACGUUGAGAAAUAUCACAGCGGUACCGAUUUCGAUUGUACCCUGUGUGCCAAGAGUUUUUGUUCCAGUAAAAGCCUUAAUUAUCACAUGAAAUGGCAUAAUCCCGAGGAACAAUUGAAAUGUAGUUACUGUGAUCGUUUGUUUAUCAAUCAGCGACACUUGAAGGUGCACGAGGAGACACAUACGGGGUUCCGCAGUCAAGAGGUGUGCUCGUUUUGUGGUAAAUAUUUCUUCCAUUUGAAAACCUUACGAUGGCAUAUAUUUCGACAACAUGGCGGAGAGAAGCCUUACAAGUGUGGCAGAUGUCCCGAAGUCUUCACCUCAUACUUUGAAAAACGCCUCCACAUGCUCGAAUACCAUUUGGACAAUUUGACAUUGAUAGAAAAAACCGAAUGUAUGUUAUGUCGUAAACGUUAUGAAAAUGAACUAAUACUCAAGGAUCAUAUGUUGGAGGAUCACAAGGAGAAUAAGGGCGCCGUAAAAAUAGCAAAUAAUAAACGUAUUAUUAUGAAUAAGAAACCGAAAAGCUUUACCGGUCUGUUCCACUGUGAGAAAUGUGAUAAACGUUUCAAUAUGAAAUCGGCCUUGGAACGGCAUAUGGCUGUGCAUUCGAUAGAGGGAAGACCCCAUGCCUGUCCCCAGUGCCCGAAACGUUUUAAACGUUCCCAGGACAUGAAAUGGCAUUUGAAAACGCAUUCUUCCGAAAAACCAAAUAUAUGUGAUAUUUGUGGCAAAGGUUUUGCUUUAAAAUAUGUCCUAACCCAACAUCGUAGAAGUCAUGAGGUUCUAGAAAAGAAUUUCACCUGCACCACAUGUGGUCGAUCAUAUCUCUUUGAAAAAUCAUUGCGUUUACACGAACGCAUACACAGCGGUAAGACCUAUUAUAAAUGCGAUUUGUGCAGUGAAAGUUUUGUGACUCAUAUUAAGUUUAAAUGGCACAUGAAAAAGAUGCACGACGAAGAGGAAGUGGCUGCAAAUACAAAUCUAAAUACCAAUUUUAAUAAUAAAAAUAAUAUCAAUAAUAAUAAAAAGAACACAGAGCUGCCGUUGGAUGACUUGGUAAAUAUUGUGAUCACUUAGCAAUAAAUUUAUUAGACAAUAUAUAUUAUUUUUGUUUUCGAAAAAAAAAACAAAACAAAAACACAAUUUUUGUGAAACAUAACCUUACAAAAACAUAUAUAGCACAAAUGACCAUUAGUUUUAAAGGUGAACAAGAAAAGUUAUAUUUGACAACAAAAAAAUAUGUAGCGGUAGUAGAAGCAAUUACAAUGCUCAAAAUAAAUUUAAAAUAUAAAAAAUGCAUUUAUUUUAAACGAGAAGAAUAAAUUAUAUAUUUUAAUUAAAGAAAUAUUAAUUAAGUUACCUUUAUGACAAAUGAUGUGUAUUACUAGUAGUUGAGCCAAAGGCUUUUAAAAUGAAACCGAAACCAAAUAUUAAAUUUACCUUCACUAAAUAAAACAAAAUCCUAACAUUUAUUCCUUUUUAAAAGUCCUUUUUAGGAGAAUUUUAUUUUCCAUUAAGCAACUUUUUUAUAAUUACUUAAAUUUAUUUUAUAUUUUAAAUAAUUUUUGUAUUAAAAACUAAUCCAACUUUUAACCAUAUAUGCUAAAUGUUAUACUUUAAAU